Austrofundulus limnaeus is the source of this 2224-nucleotide messenger RNA. Its product is annotated as tRNA methyltransferase 10 homolog B. The record is from RefSeq and is a predicted model, not a curated record. NCBI's taxonomy places the organism in Eukaryota, Metazoa, Chordata, Actinopteri, Cyprinodontiformes, Rivulidae. Bases 171 to 1100 code for a protein of 309 amino acids. Gene Ontology annotation, biological process: tRNA N1-guanine methylation. Gene Ontology annotation, molecular function: tRNA binding. Gene Ontology annotation, cellular component: nucleus; nucleoplasm. The transcript is spliced from 9 exons.
CACAGCACGAGCACGUUAAACUAACUAUCGCCUCUAUAUUUUACUGUCACCGUGUCUUACGUACUACAGAAAAGUAAUUUAGGAAGCUGUUUAUCUUGGCAUUAAAAAUGUUCAAACUAGCGGAAGUAUAACGGUGUUUAUCUGCAGCUGAUACACAACAUAUUUUCGACAUGUGUAAAGCACAGCUGAGCGGUGUGUCGGAGCUCAUGGAGCUUCUUCACAUCGACCUGGAGGCUGAUGGAGACCCGACAACCAGGAGAGACGACGCAGCUUGUUCUAAGAAUGUCCUGAGGAAACAGAGGAACUGGCAGAGACAGCUGGCAGCCAAGAAGAGCAAACGGAAGGAAGAGAGACAGAGGAGGAGAUUCAAUCGGGCGCAGGAAUCAGGUCCUCACACAGAGCAUCAGUUUACCAAGCGAGUCCUGAAGGCSAUCACCAGAGAGCGUUUAGCCGAGGCUCAGACCACCGGGCUCAGACUGUGUGUGGACCUCAGCAUGACGGACUGCAUGUCUGACAAGGAGAUAAGUCGACUGGCGGGUCAGUUACGGCGUCUGUACGGGUCGAACAGGAGGGCAGCGAGACCGUUUCACCUGAUCCUGACCGAGCUGAGGGAGGACAGUCAGCUCUACAGGGAGUGUGUUCGCAUGAAUGACGGCUUCAUCAAAUACUCAAUGGAAAUGACAGAACAGAAUUGCUUAGACCGGUUCCCUCCAGAAACUGUUGUCUACCUCACUCCUGAUGCUGAAGAAGCCUUGGAGACAGUGGAUGCAGACAAGGUGUACGUCCUCGGUGGUCUUGUCGAUGAAAGCAUCCAGAAGAAGCUGAGCCUGUCCAGAGCCAGAGAGCUGCGCGUCCACACAGCGAGGCUCCCCAUCGACGAGCACAUGGUGAAGAAAACCAACGCCAAGAACUUCCACUCCAAGAUUCUGGCAGUGAACCAAGUCUUUGACAUCUUGUUAACGUUCUCUGAGACGGGCAGCUGGACGCAGGCUCUGCAGGCCUGCUUUCCUGCGGGGAAAGGUUACGUAAUCUCACCAGAUGGUUCAACGCCGCUUCCUGCUGCAGCGCAGACUCAGGACGACGAUGAGGAAUGUCCUUAAAGACUUGUUAACCUCGCAGUAUCUGUGCAAUAUGUGCCGAAUGUUUCACUUUAUGGUUUGAUUUGUUUUUCAGUCAUUCAUUUUCCACAUUCUGUCAUUGUGUGAAUGCUUAUCUUCUAUUCAGUUUAUAGCACAGAUCUCAUUCUGCAGUGUUUAUGUUAUUUAAAUAAUUUAUGUGUGGCAGGAUGAAUUGCACCUGCUGGCAGGGUAAUUGUGGUGUUGUGGCAGCCAAUGACACUAGAGGGUGCUCCCUAUAAAAAGCACAGGUAAASUGCAGGUUUAGAUUAGUUUGGUUGGCUGAGACACGUCACCGUGUGGUCCAGUGUUGUGCCUGCUGGGUGCCAAGUGCAGAUAACUGUCGGCAUGUUUGCCCUCACCACUGAUUGUGGGUGUAGUGGCUGCUGUGGCCAGAGUUUGUGCCCUUACGUGAUCUCCCCACAAGUGAGAAAGGAGAUUAGMAUGAUCGGUAUGUGGACACUAUGCGCUGAAUCUUAUUGUUAGKAAAUUGCCUUUAACCUGUUAAUGUUUAUCAGGAAUUGUGGGUGGCAGCUUUUAACUUGACCCUAUCAGCCCCGCUGCUGCUUUGCCUCAUUUUUUGAUACUCCUGUGUUCCUACAAAAUGUUUGACUGAGGUGCGGCGCUCGAGACGCCCACGCCACGGAGGAGGGGAAGCAGAGGUUGACUAUCCAACAGUCUGGUGGAAUCAAUUGUUUCUCUGCUGAUGAAAGACUACUUCUAAACCACAACUUUCCAAUUUUAUCUGUAAAUUAAUAACUGUCUUUUUGGUAUUUGUUUUCUGUUUCUAAUUUUGUUUUUAUUUUUCUUUUUGCUCAAUGCUGAGGACCGGUGACGGUAGUGUGGUUGACCUGGAUGGCGGUGUCCCUUUUUUUUGUGUGCAUGCUUGCGGUGAUCAACACAGGUGGAGGGAAAUCCAAGGAGUGAGUGUGGUUUCACGUGUGUUUGUAGUAGUUUCUUUUUGGGAGUUGCCCAUCCAGAACAGGUCUGUUGGCACCUACCGGUAAGCCUCAGUAGCUGAGCAUUAGUUGUUUGUUUUUGUUUUUUUCAUUUUUGAACAGAUAUUUUUUUAAUCAGUCUAUCACAUUUUGUGUUUAAUAAAAACAACU